AUGAGACAACAAAUAUGGCUGCGCAUUUUGGCGUUUUUAGCUUUUUCAUGGGUAGCUUUCCUUUUGGUGACUGUUAAACUUGUUAGGCAACAAGAUACCAACGACGGGGAUUCAUCUCAAAGACUGGCCAGGGCUCUUCGAGAACUUGAUAAAUUACAUAGAAGCAAUGCUGAGCUUAAUGCUUUAGUGUUGGAUUUGAAUUACAAUCCAAGAAUAGACAAUAAGAAAAUUCUUUUGUCUUAUUUCCAAAAUUCUAAAAGGAGUGGACUAAAUGGUCCAUCUGAAGAAUAUGAACUUUCACGUCGUCGUAUAUUUUCGAACACUAAAGAACUUUGGUAUUAUGUCAACUCUGAAUUACAAUCUUUAGUCAAAGAAGAUGAUAGUGUCAGAGUGGAACACAUUUCAAAAAUUAAAAACAUUAUUGGUGAACACUAUAGAUCUUUAUUAAAAGAUGUAUCAAGUUUAGCUGAUGUUGAUGGCCAUGCAGUAUGGAGACAACAAGAAUCUGAAAAUUUAAGUAAUUUAGUUCAAAAAAGAUUGAAACAUUUACAAAAUCCAUCAGAUUGUGCCAAAGCAAGAAAACUAGUUUGUGACUUAAAUAAGGGUUGUGGAUAUGGUUGUCAGCUGCAUCAUGUUGUUUAUUGUUUUAUUGUUGCAUAUGCAACAGAAAGAACAUUAAUUUUGAGGUCUAAAGGUUGGAGGUAUUCCAAAGGAGGAUGGCAAGAUGUAUUCUUACCAUUGAGUGAUACAUGUCUUUUACCAAAUGGAGAAACAACCAAUCGGUGGCCAGGUCAUAGAAAUACUCAAGUUAUUACUCUACCUAUAAUUGACUCAAUCAACCCAAGACCUCCUUUCCUUCCUCUUGCAUUACCUGAAGACUUAGCUCCAAGAUUAAAUGUAUUACAUGGAGAUCCUGUGGUUUGGUGGAUAGGCCAAUUUCUCAAGUAUAUGCUCCGACCUCAACCAGCUACUAGUAAUAAACUAGAUGAAUACGCCAAAAAAGUUAAAUUCCAAAAACCAAUUGUCGGAGUACACAUUAGAAGAACCGACAAAGUUGGUACUGAAGCUGCAUUCCAUAAGCUAGAUGAAUAUAUGGUACACGUUGAACAGUAUUACAAAUAUAAAGAACUAACUGAUAAAGUCGAUAAAAAACGAGUUUAUUUAGCUACGGAUGAACCAAAAUUAUUUUCUGAAGCUAAACGCAAGUAUCCUGAGUAUGAAAUAGUUGGUGAUGAAGACAUUUCUAAAACUGCAUCAAUCAGUAAACGUUAUUCUGAUCAAUCGCUAAGUGGUAUCAUAACUGACAUACAUUUUUUGUCUCUUAGUGACUACUUAGUAUGCACUUUUUCAUCACAGGUAUGUCGAGUAGCCUAUGAGAUAAUGAACAGUCUCCAUCCUGAUGCGUCAACUCUAUACACAUCUUUGGACGACAUUUAUUAUUACGGUGGUCAAAAACGCAGACUUCAUGUAGCCGUAUUACCUCAUAAGGCAAAUGGCCCUCAUGAAAUGAAUUUGCUGGUCGGUGAUGAGAUUGCUGUCGCCGGUAACCAUUGGGAUGGUUAUUCAAAAGGAACAAAUUUAAGAACAAAAGAAAGUGGCUUAUAUCCUACAUUUAAGGUGUCCCCCAAAAUUGAAACUGCGUCUUUUGCCAGUUAUCCAGAUGUAACAUUAAGUACUAAUGAAUUACAAGAACAAAAAAGGUAA
Molecule: messenger RNA, 1704 nt
Organism: Macrosiphum euphorbiae (potato aphid)
Lineage: Eukaryota; Metazoa; Arthropoda; Insecta; Hemiptera; Aphididae
Source: the annotation of a GenBank genome assembly